Molecule: messenger RNA, 2238 nt
Organism: Zootermopsis nevadensis
Lineage: Eukaryota; Metazoa; Arthropoda; Insecta; Blattodea; Termopsidae
Molecular function (GO): protein binding
Source: RefSeq, a predicted model, not a curated record
GUGGGCCGUUCGGGCGGCGAAGACUGAUGCUGUGGGCUUCGUACCAGCCAACUUCUUGAGCCAUGCUGCUGAGAAAGUGACUUUGGACACAUAUUCACAGGACAAGAAGGAAGCCAACCUGCGAGUUGUUGGCGAAUUGCGCAAACGGAUUGCUGACAUUGCAGGGCAAGGUGAAUUCUUUCCAAGGAACAUGAUACCUGAGCCAGAGUUGUGUACGUCUGGUACAGAUCUGGAAAAACGUAACCGGCGGAACAAUGCCGGGCCCAUUGCACCACCACUGCCCCCUCACAACCCUGUGGGCCUUAUUGUACCUCGAAAACCGCAGAACCCAUGCCUUGAGUCAACAGACCACAAGAAUCUUCACAGAGAACUUCUCUUCAACCAGAAAAUUGGCAAAAAUGUGCUGAACCAGAAGUCAGAGCUGCAGAGGGCCCUUGAAAAACACAAAGAACAUCAGAUAAAGAAAGAGCUUGAGCAGCAAAAGCAAGAGAACAAGUCUGCUUUGGAGAGGGUAAUUGAGGAGCGUGCCAAGAAGCUAGAAACGCUGGAGAAACCCGAAGAAGACAAUAAGAAAUGCAGACCUGGAGAACCAGAAUUCAUGAAGAUUCACGCCAAACUCCGAGCAAGAAUGGACUCAAAGUGAUUUGUAGAGAGACCUGUGUCAGCUACUAACCAUGUCAGAACAUCACUUUGCUGACAGAUCUGUAGAUAACAAACAGUGUGACAAUGGCAUUUAUUAUUAAGUAUGGCAACAUUGUGAUCGUCGAAUAUCCAAAAACAUGUCCAUUAAUAUUGCGACUGCCAUAUCCUGUGGAUCAUGAGUACUUGUCUGUCUGCUGCACUUUAGUCAUUUAGGUUGUGGAUUGUAAGUAUUCAGAGCAUGCUGGCCUCUAUUUUAAUAUAUUACAAACCUUUUACUGGUUGCACUGAGCAUUUGUGUAAAUGGACCUUCAUUGUCAGAAGAAAUUCUGUUUUUGUCCAUGAACCAGAGUAUUGUCUAAUAUUCUGGACCUCUUCCUAAUGCUGCGCUAUAAUAUUAGGUUACUGUACAAUUGAUAAAAUAUAUGACGUGACGGAUCACCGCUGAGUCUCGGAUGUUCCUGCGCAUUUACUGUCAGAUGCCCUUGUGAGCUAUGCAGUUCCAGUCACUUGCUAUGUACUCACUGAGGCAAUAGUGUUUGUGUAUUUGUAGUAUAUUGCGUGAAUAUAGUGUUUACACGAAACAAAUUUUUGGUAUUCAGCAUUAAAUGCACAUUUGAAUAUUUAAAACAUGGAAGGUUUACAUUACAGGUGCCAGGUUCUGCAUAGGCAGGCCAGAGAGUUGGUGUGUGAAGUAUUCAGAUACUUCAUGCGUGUAACAGAUGCUGGCCCGCUAGUCUGUUAUGUUACCAGGGCAUGAGAUGUCUCUAUCUCUCUUUCUUUCUCUUUCUGUGUCAUCUGCCUUUGUUAGUCAGUAUAGGCGGUUAAUUCAGCAUUGGAGUUCUGAUUUAUUGGGUUCAUACAUCAAAUAAAGUAUUAAGAUGUCUUAACUUCUUCAAAUUCCUGUCAUUCUGAAGGGAGCAAUUUAGACAUAAUGGAAUAUAAGGAGUAAAAAUUUAAUUAUAUUCUGAAAUUUGUUUGCCAUAGGUCUCUUGUUAAAAUAACAAGUUUUAAAAUAAUUUUAUAAUUUAGAUUGUAACUGGAUAAUUUUUUUUUUGGUUGUGACAUACAUUUAUGUGUCCGUGUUAGUGUGUCUUAUAUUAUGGCACAGAUGGUUGUCAUUCAGAUUUAAAUACUUCCCAUAUUUCUCCUGUAGUACACUGAAGAGAGGUUUUUGAUAUCUUUUGGCCAAAAUAGUGUCAAAAUUUCUUUAUUUGAAGAUAUGGCUUUUGUAAUGUGCUUCAGAAGCCCAGUAUGGGAGUGUCAGAUGUGCAGGAAAACUCUGGUUAAAUGACACAAGUUGGCGUAACCCUGCAAGGGCUUCCCAAACCAACAGCAAAUUGCUGUUUUCCAUAACAGACCAUAUUUUAUUGAAUAUAUUUUUAUUGCUUGCAGACUUGUUUUAAGAAAAAAAGGCUGUAUUUUAAAUGUUUAUGCUUUUUAUUUUUAUUGAUAGUUUCAAGCCAUAUAAUCAAGAAUAAACUUAUUUAUCUCAUGAAGAUACCAAAUUAUAACAAACAGUACUUAAUGCAUGGAGCUGAGUCCUUCCAGCAGUCGCUCAGCCACUCAAGAAGUUCCCAACAUUUUAUGGAACCUGAA